Knipowitschia caucasica is the source of this 654-nucleotide messenger RNA. The record is from the annotation of a GenBank genome assembly. Lineage: Eukaryota; Metazoa; Chordata; Actinopteri; Gobiiformes; Gobiidae.
AUGAUCAAGCGUGUCCAGCGGAAUGCUGAACCCCUGAGAGAUGCACUGGCACUACACAAAACCAACGUCACCAUGCCAACAGCAACUGAACUGGAGAAAAUGAAGAAGCUUCAGGCUGCGUUGGAGCAGUGCAGGUAUAUAUCUGAACUUCUGGGUGGAGAGAAGUAUGUUUCUUGCUCAGUGGUACUGCCAGCAUUGUGUCAUCUGUCCCGAGUGAUGGAGGUCACUGAGGACGACCCAUCCUACAUGAUCAAGUUCAAGGAAACCUUCACAGCAGACCUGGAAGCUCGCAAGGAGAAGACCAAUGUUACAUGGCUGAGAGUUGCGACAGCACUUGACCCAAGGUUUAAGGAUCUCAAGUGCCUAAGCAAACCUGACAGGGUUCAGGUGUGGGAUUCAGUCCGCGCCUUGCUCCAGGAGAUGGAGAAGGAGAAGCCUGCACAGCCCGAUAACCAAGUCACACCUGAGCCGGCCACGAAGAAACCAGCUCUCUUGCUUGCACCAGAGUCUUCGUCUGAUGAAGAGGAGGACAGUAUUGAGAAAUGUCUGGAGCGCUACAAGGGAGAGCCUCUCAUUGGCAUAGAGGACUCUCCUCAGGAAUGGUGGCUCACAAACAAGGUCUGCGUCAGGUGCUGGGGAACCAGAGCACCUUGA